AGUCUGUAAAUGCGCAGAACAACCACAUUCACUCUUUACUUACACAAUCACGAUCGCAAUGGGUAAGAAACGAGUUGGCGCAUUGGAAAAGGUUGAUGCUGAUUUGGCCAACCUACAAUACAAAAUCCGACGAGAUCCAAAAUCAUAUACUGAGGAUUUCUUGAAUCAGUACGGACAAUAUCAAUCACAGCGUGACAUCUUCCUGGCCUCUCCCAGCACCGCAACCUCUACAGGCAUAGUCUCGUUCCGCGACCUCAUUGACUUCGUCGCCCACGUCGCAGAUUACUUUCCCGCAGAUACAGCUUCCUUCCCCUCCGACCUGAAGACCAUUCUCACACUCCAUCAUGCCGAACUCGAAUCAGAAUUGCGCGAAAAGAUAGUUGGGUCGCUGGUCCUGCUGCGGAGGAAAGAGGUGAUCGAUUCUGCAGAACUUCUCAAUACCCUCUUCCCAAUAUUGGUACAAACACCGAGUAAGACCCUACGGACGCUGUUAUUCCAGAAAAUCUUGAGCGAUUUGCGAACAAGCAAUUCGAAGAGUAUCAAUCACAAACUUAACAAGACCAUCCAAACGGCACUAUUCAACCUUCUCACCUCCGAUCGAGCAUCUGCGAAGGGAAUCUGGGCAGUCAAAAUCACAAGAGAAUUAUGGAAGCGUCAAAUAUGGACCGAUUCGAAAGCGGUGGAGAUUAUGAAGGAAGCCGCCUUGGCAGACAACGAAAAGGUCAUUGGUGGUGGAGUUCGGUUCUUCCUGGGUGGUGACAAAGAGCGAGAAGAGCUAGAAGACGAAAGCAGUGAUGAUGACGCUCCAGAUGUUGGCAAGAUGAAGCAUCAGAUUGGUAUCAAUAAGAAGUCCCGAAAAUCGAAACAGAAGCUCGAGGAAGCAGUCAAGAAAGUCAAGAAGACCGAGAAAAAGAAGCAGCAACCACAUCCUCUGAAUUUCUCAGCGCUCCAUUUAUUGCAUGACCCGCAAGGGUUCGCCGAAACUCUGUUCUCGAAACAUCUUCAAAAUUCGAAAUCAAAGCUCAAUCUGGAGCAGAAGUUGUUGGUCCUACAGCUGGUAUCGAGAUUGGUGGGAUUACACAAGUUGACUGUCAUUUCACUCUAUUCAUACUUCAUCAAAUACCUAACGCCAAGACAACCGUCCGUCACCUCCUUCCUCGCUUCUCUGGCUCAAGCGACGCAUAAUCUGGUCCCACCAGAUGCAUUGGAGCCUUUAGUCCAGAAGAUUGCGAAUGAAUUCGUUUCUGAAGCUUCAGCUGCUGAAGUUGCAUCUGCAGGAUUGAAUGCUAUUCGAGAGAUUUGCGUGAGACAACCACUAGCCAUGAACGAUACGCUACUCCAAGAUUUAGUCAUGUACAGGAAGAGCAAAGACAAAGGUACCAUGACGGCUGCCAAAGGUCUACUUUCACUAUACAGAGAAGUUGGUGCAGAUCUUCUCAAGAAGCGAGACAGAGGCAAAACCGCAACUAUGGGCAUCAAAGCAGGUUCAAUCAAGGAGCGAAGAUUCGGAGAGGAAGAAGUUGGUGGCAUCGAAGGUCUCGAAUUGCUUGAGCAAUGGAAAGCUGACGAGCGAAAACGGAAGCGCGUUGAGAAGGGUCUUCCUGAGGAGCUAGGCCCAGACGAAGUCGAUGAGGAUUCGGAAGAUGAAGAACAGAAAGGAUGGGAGAACUGGGAUGCUGAGAGUGAUGCUAGUGACGAUUCUGGUGGCUGGAUUAAUGUUGAUUCAGACGACGAGAUCAACAUCUCUGAUUCCGACGACGAUAAACCCGCAGCUAAGAAAGUCAAACUCGAUACCCUUGCUGGCGAUGAGGAGAAAGAGAAUACGGACAAGGAUCAAGUCUUAGAACAAAAGAUCUCGAAACUCGCAACGACGAAAAUCCUCACUCCUGCGGAUCUCGCUAAACUCCAAGAGCUACGCCUCGAAGCAUCACUUUCAAAGGCGGUCGGCAAGCCAUCAUCCAGAGCCGCCAAACUGAAGGCGCUGAUGGACAAGCAUGCUGAUGAUGGUCUCACCGCAGAGGAUAUCGAGCUCGCUGCCAAGCUAAGGAAGACUACAAAGGAAGAGAGAGUUGCCCUAGCGAGAGAAGGCAAGGGUGAGAGAGGCGAACAUAAAUCGACUCAAGCGCUGAGAAGAGCCAAGAAAGAUAGCGAGGGGAAGAGUACUACGAACAGGGAGAAGGCGAGGAAGAAGAACUUCUUGAUGACUCUUGGGAAGGCUAAAGGCAAGGGGAAGAGGAGUUUGAAGCAAGUUAGCGGGACAUUGAAGGCGCAUGUUGAGAGGAGUAAGAGAGGUGGGAAGAGAGGCAAUGUUGGUCAGUAGUGCGCUAGAGGUAUUGAUUGAGC
Molecule: messenger RNA, 2343 nt
Organism: Mollisia scopiformis
Lineage: Eukaryota; Fungi; Ascomycota; Leotiomycetes; Helotiales; Mollisiaceae
Product: SDA1-domain-containing protein
Exons: 3
Coding region: 59-2320 (753 amino acids)
Biological process (GO): ribosomal large subunit export from nucleus; ribosomal large subunit biogenesis
Cellular component (GO): nucleolus
Source: RefSeq, a predicted model, not a curated record